Paramormyrops kingsleyae is the source of this 1848-nucleotide messenger RNA. RefSeq names its product transmembrane protein 70 (gene tmem70). NCBI's taxonomy places the organism in Eukaryota, Metazoa, Chordata, Actinopteri, Osteoglossiformes, Mormyridae. Gene Ontology annotation, cellular component: mitochondrial membrane. Gene Ontology annotation, biological process: mitochondrial proton-transporting ATP synthase complex assembly. The record is from RefSeq and is a predicted model, not a curated record.
GGCGGAAGAUACUGAUGGGGUACACAAGCUCGCGUACCCUUCCGGAAUCUUCAUCUGGGUCACGCCGUCUUGGUGCCCCUAGCAGCUGUUUUGGUGCAUCGAUCCCUAUCUGGGAGUCUAGGUAGUUGCAUGCGUUAUAUCGAAAAUGACGGCCCUAUAUAUAAUACGCGGCUUGUAUCCUCAGACUGGCUGUCCAAGUCUCAUUGGAAUAGGUCAGCUGUUAGCCAGGCGCUGCUGUGGUACAUUGCACGGUCUCAGCUCUCAUCUCACACAUAUCCCUUCGGAAAAUAAAAAGCAUGUUCUUCAAAUCGUCAAAUCUCCGUACUUGUGUAAAGUCGUAUUGAAUAAGCCUCUGCGAUGCUCUGUCCCGAGGAGCUUCAGUUCAUCAGCUGCUGUGUGCUCUGAUCAUGGAAAGCUGAUCUACACCGGAAACCUAGGAAAGGCUGUGCUUGGGGUUAAGUUCUUCUCCUACUCCAGCAGCAUGUUUAGCAUCUGUGUGACACCCUACAUCCUGCUCAAAACGGGUCUCGGGGUGCAGAGCCUCGCCCUGCAGGCGGCGUUCUUCAGCAUCAUCGGCGUCUUCACUUUUCUGACUCCGGUGCUGCUCCACCUGAUCACAAAGGGGUAUGUGUUACGGCUGUACCACGACCGCGACACGGACACUUACACGGCCGUGACGUACAGCGCUCUUCUGGUGGAGAAGACCACGGUGUUUCACCAGAGGGACGUGAAGGUGCCCGAUGUCAGCAAGAUGUUCACUACCUUCUAUGCCAAGAAGAUGUCCAUGCUGGUGAACCCCAUGAUGUUUAUGUUGCCCCACGAUUACAACCACCUCAUGGGCUAUGACCAGCCCUUUACUUUUGACGUGGAGGAGCUGAAGAAGCCGGACAGCAGCUGAGACCACGGCAGCAGCCUCCGUAUGAUUUCCCUUAGGGGCUGACAGAAACUGGGACUUGUGCAUGAAGCAGGGUGGUGAUGAGGACGGGAAAGAAAAAAACAUUAUGUGCUAGUGAGUAGUGGUGGCAGUGUGACAUGGAGCAGUACAGCCGAGACACACGAUGAUGUAAGUCACAGUUGGUCCUCUUUCUGAUUAUCCUGCGAUGGACCAAGCUGUAAUGCUGUUGCUUUCUGAAGAUGCGCAGCUCUGUUUUCUGCCUCAGUGAAUGCAGAAUAAGUAAAGAAAACGUAAAUAAUUCAGUUUUACUACAUGUCUUUAUUAUUUCAUUCUCCUAGUGUUACUGGAAAGGCAGAUUCUUUUACCCAGCAUCAUUCAUCCUUUGGCAAUAAAAUAUAUUAACAUCCAGCCACCAUAUUUGUUGUCCUGUCAAUGAAUGUCAGUGACAGGUGAUUGGUGGCACCGUACUGGUGUGAAUAUGUCUCUGUCUGUCAGUGUUUCUCAGUCUGGUCAUCGGGGCCCCCAAAUCGGCAGGGACCUGGGAGGAAGCUAAAGCCCAGACCACCUGGGGCUCCCCGAAGACCAGACUGAGAAACUGCUGCAGAGGAAGAUAUUAUGUAAGUGAGGUGACCCUACCAAUCAGAGCUGAUAUAGAACUGAAUAUUGCAGCUGCAUUAUACAGUUCAGAAAAAGGUUGUGUUUGUUGCUCUUAGGGCUGAUAGGGAUGAGGUGGUUUUAAGGGGUUAGGAUGCUGUGUCUGUGAUAGGAAGGUUGUCGGUUCGAAUCCCGUUGUUGGUAUGCUGAGUUCACCAUUGGGUCCUUAAGCAAGGCCCUUAAUACUAAUUGCUCAAGGGACUGGUUGCUCAAUUGCAUAUAGCUUUUGAUAAAAGUGCUUACUAAAAAGAUAAUGUAUGUAGCUGUAUACAAAAAAAAAAAAACGAAGAGUCUCCAAA